Nymphalis io (European peacock) is the source of this 1908-nucleotide messenger RNA. RefSeq lists its product as uncharacterized. The record is from RefSeq and is a predicted model, not a curated record. Gene Ontology annotation, molecular function: zinc ion binding; nucleic acid binding. Bases 1 to 1908 code for a protein of 635 amino acids. The transcript has a single exon. Lineage: Eukaryota; Metazoa; Arthropoda; Insecta; Lepidoptera; Nymphalidae.
AUGGACACGGAGUUGUCCUCAGAUGCCUUUGCUGGUCGGAAGCGCCCACGCGUGGGCUUAGGCAUUUUCGACUCUGGCUCUGAUACUGAGACAGAGGGACGAGUUACGGCGAAGUGUAAUAGUGCACGUCGCGGGAAGCCCACUUCGAAGGGACGCGGAACUGUCCUAACUCGGGCUAAAGCUGAGCUUAAGGCGAAAGCCGCCGAAGCCAGGGAGGAGGCGUUCGAGCGCUCCUUAAGAAGUCGGGCUUUCCGUAAAAAUGCAACCGAAGUCGUGCUGGACUCUGACGAAUCCUCUUCCUCGGAUGUCCGUAGAGAGGAUCCCAUAAAAUUGGGUGCCGAGGAGCUGCGUGCAGAGGCUGGCCGCAACGCAGCGCUCAUUUUAGAGGUGGCCCAAAAGUCGGGCAAUUUGAAGAGUGGCUUCAUUAAGAAGCUAAAAGAUUUGGCGGCUUCGCUUCAGUGUAUCGUCGAUGCUCUGGCGUCAAGGACUGAAGCGGAGGAGACCCGCAGGCUCCGUGCGGAUAAUGGUCGCCUCCGCAAGGAAAUUGACGACCUAAAGACCGAGCUUAAGGCGCAUCGCCGCGAGUUUACCGAGAUGCGUACCUCGGUAGCAGCGGCGAACGGGUCGGGCACUAGCCCCUUGCAAGAUUUGAAGGCUUUGGAAGAAUUCAGGGCCUCAAUUGUCUCGUCAGUCGGCGUAAUGAUAAACGCCAAGUUGGCGGGAAUUGAGGAGCGCCUCCUUCCUGUGAAGAUACACCGUCCCCCGCUAGCCGCGGACAUAAGGCGGGAUGCGAUGCAGGAAACUGCACCUACGUAUGCGCAGGCCACCCGCCCGGUCCCACCGAAAAAUGCUGCAGCCGUACCCAAGCACGUUCAUCCGUCCGCUCCAUCCAAGCCAGCUGCCUCAGUCGCACCGGCAACACCGAUAGCUGGCCCAUCGAAUAUCUCAACCGCGCCAGAGUUUCAACCACGGGAGGCCCAAGAGACGUCUUGGUCUACCGUGGUCAAGAGAGGAAAGAAGGGGAAGAAAGCUUCCCCGCCAGCCGAAAUCUCCGCUCCAGUUAUCUCAGCGGUGACAAAGACACAAGCGGCCAAGCCAAAGCUGACCGCCCCUCGAACCGCUGCAGUUAUUGUCACGCUGCAACCGGAGGCGGAAGAGAAGGGCGUAACAUACGCACAGGUCCUGGAGCGAGCCGAACAGGGCAUAAAGCUCCAGGACCUCGGGAUCUGUAGCGGACUUAAGAUCCGUCGCUCGGCAACAGGGGCUAGAGUGUUGGAAUUACCAAAAGCACAGUCGGAGCAGGCGGAGAAGCUUGCGGAGAAGCUUCGUACUGUGCUUGACGGGGUGGCCAACGUUGUCCGGCCCAUAAAAAGAGUUGACUUGAAGGUAACGGGGCUCGACGACUCAGUCACCCCAGAGAAGCUGGUUGCGGCAGUCGCACGUGCAGGGGACUGCACGCCUGAGGCAGUCAAGUGUGGAGCGUUGCAGCGUGGACCCGGAUAUAUGGGUAUGGUCCGCAUCACCUGUCCCAUUACGGUGGCGAAGAAGCUGUCCGACGCCGGUCGUCUUCUGGUAGGGUGGAGCUCAGCCAAAGUGUACGUCCUGGAACAGCGCCCUCUGCGCUGUUACAAAUGCAUGGGCGUUGGACACACAAAGAUGCUCUGCCCAUCCAAGGCGGAACGAGGUGGGCUUUGCUUCCGGUGUGGUAUCGAGGGCCACAAGUCUUCGACCUGCACUGGAAAGCUGCACUGUGCAGUAUGUGCGGACGCUGGAAGACCCUCUGGGCACGUGAUGGGCUCGGGAGAGUGUAACCCUCCCUUCACAAAAGGAAAGAUGGUAUUAGGCACUCACACCAUCACCAACGUCGGACGGCGCCAGGCCGAAGAGGAAGCACCCAUGUCAACAUGA